GGAAACCUGAAGGGAUGGGAAAUAUCUGUUUUCCGAAAGGAAUUAGUAACAAACCAGAUGCCUUCGCUGCUUGUGGAACAAGGACCGUUGCCACAUUAUUCGAUCAGAUUAACGACACAAAUCGGAUAAAACUGUGGAGAGAAGCUUUUCGGAUAGUGGAUGAUGUAUUUUUGCCAAAGCACUGUAGAAUCAAGUACGAAGCUGUCAAACAAAUCGUGUUUAAAAACGUGGAGAUCAAUUACGAGGCUUAUCCUACGUUUGGUGUCACCUUAGAUUGGGACGCGUAUGGAUCAUUAAGCGAGGAAACCAAAAACAGUGCCAUCCGUCUCUUUUUAGUGCUGAGCGAAAUGAAUGACAUGUAUUUUUCUCCGAUCCUUCCUGGCAUGAUCCUAAUGCUCAUGAACUACAUAAGCGAGGAGGAGGUUUACAUUAUCAUAUCCUCGAUCCUCGAAAAUGUAGAUCUGUACCAGAAAUACUUGAUUCUGAACCAGCGCUACGAAGAAGCGUUUAUUGAAAACCUCUGUACCAUAAACCGACGUUUUGCUAAUUCUGACAAUGUACAUUUCUCCCAGCUGCAUCCCUCACUGUACGGAUACAUUCUCCACGCUUGGAUGCCCGCCUUCUUCGCCCUCUCUCCCUCUCUCGACGUGAACGUUCGUUUUUUCGAUGCAUUUGUGGAUCGCGGUUUCUGGCUCUUCGCAGCGUUCUACGUCGCUUAUCUCAAUCGCUACUGUCGAGACCUGGAGUACGAGAUGGGCACGGACGACGAAUCCAAUGUGUCCCACGUGCUGGAACACAUCAAAACGCUUUCGCUGGACGACGUGGAGCUCCUUCUCGCCGACAGCAUCCACCUCACGUUUGCUUUCGAUCGUCCGCGAUGA
Blastocystis hominis is the source of this 881-nucleotide messenger RNA. RefSeq lists its product as hypothetical. The record is from RefSeq and is a predicted model, not a curated record. The transcript is spliced from 8 exons. Lineage: Eukaryota; Bigyra; Opalinata; Blastocystidae. The coding region runs from base 15 to 881 and encodes 288 amino acids.